Molecule: messenger RNA, 1601 nt
Organism: Erigeron canadensis
Lineage: Eukaryota; Viridiplantae; Streptophyta; Magnoliopsida; Asterales; Asteraceae
Product: receptor-like protein 30
Exons: 2
Coding region: 231-1601 (456 amino acids)
Biological process (GO): hormone-mediated signaling pathway
Cellular component (GO): plasma membrane
Molecular function (GO): protein binding
Source: RefSeq, a predicted model, not a curated record
GUUGGGUGCAUGUCUAUAUAUACAUAUUAUGUAGUAAAGCAAAUUAAAACUACUCUUAAAAAUCUCGGGUGAUAUACCAAUUGUCUUCACUGGUCCUGUUGCUUAACGUACACUUCAUUGCUACUGGUCUUGAUCAAUCAACACCUGAAUCUAUUCUUGUGUUUUUGCUGCUAUGUAUAAUACUUGUGAAUGGAAGAGUUUUUACUCUUGGGCUCAAAGAAGAUGCCAACAUGUCUGGGUCCUGCAUUGAGAAGGAGAGGCAAGCGCUGUUGAUCCUUAAAAGCCACCUUGAUUUGUUUGGAUCUCUGGAUGAUUGGGGAAGCGAAGAAGACAAGACAGAUUGCUGUCAAUGGGUGGGCGUUCAUUGUAACAACGACACUGGGCAUGUGAUCAGACUUGAUCUUCAUGAUAAAGGGUUAAACGGAUCCGUGUCUCUUUCCCUUGGAGAUUUGACUUCUCUUACACAUUUAGACCUCUCUAGUAACAAUAUAACUGGAAAUUUGCCCAAUACUGUGUUUCAACUUUCAAAUCUUUUUUAUCUUAAUGUUAGUGACAACUCUUUGAACGGAAGCAUUCCCGAGUUGACAGGAUGUUCAUCCGUGUCAACCUUAGACCUCUCUAGUAAUAAUUUUACUGGAGAUUUGCCCAGCAGUGUGGCUCAGCUUUUAUAUCUUGAUUAUCUUGAUGUUAGUCACAAUUCUUUCAGCGGAAGCAUACCUGACUUCACUCGAAGUCCAUCCCUAUCGAUCUUGGACCUCUCAAGUAAUUGUUUUACUGGAGAUUUGCCCUACAAUGUGGGCCAACUUACACAUCUUUAUUAUCUUGAUAUCAGUCACAAUUUUGUAAACGGAAACAUUCCUGACUUCACGGGAUGUCCAUCGAUGUCAACCUUAGACCUGUCUCAUAAUAACCUAAGUGGACACUUUCCCAUCAGUGUCGGUCAUCUUUUAAAUAUUAGUUAUCUUGAUGUUUCAUCCAAUAAUAUUACUGGAGUUUUGCCCAGCAGUGUGGGUCAGCUUUUAUAUCUCGAUUAUCUUGAUGUUUCAUCCAACUCCCUUAAUGGUGUAAUCUCUGACCUUCAUUUUCAAAAUCUCACCCAGUUAACUUAUUUGGAUUUGUCUUUCAAUUCUUUUUCACUUGAUCAGUUGAGUGCCAUUCCUUCUCAAUUGGAGACAAUUAGAUUGCAAUCCUGCACUUUGGGGCGCAUUUUCCCUUCCUGGCUCAAAACUCAAAAAAGUUAUAGAUAUCUUGAUAUUUCAAGUGCCGGAAUAUCAGAUAACAUUCCUUCAUGGUUCUGGGAUCAGCUACCAUCUGGAUUGAGAUUUCUGAACAUCUCUUCAAAUGAUAUAAAAGGUGUGCUACCAGAUAUAGUGACAGACUUUGACGAGCAUCCUGGAAUGGAUUUGAGUGACAAUCAAUUUGAAGGUAGAGUACCACGGUUGCCUUCUAAACUCGCAGCAAUAAACCUUUCUGGAAACAAGCUCUCUGGAAACCUCUCUUUCUUGUGUAGAAUUGAUAAGGAAAUAAGUUUGAUCCAACUCUCGAACAAUGUAUUCACAGGGAGCCUUCCAGAUUGUUGGUCGAAUUUCCAAAAAACCUAA